GGCUCUGCGGCUAGGCUGGGAAGAGGCGGGCGCUCCGCUCGCCAUGGCCGCUGCGGUGCGAGUCUGAGCGGCGUCCACUCCGCGGUCCCGGGCCGCCCGGGCCAUGCGGCCUCUGCCACUGUGGCUGCCGUCGCUGCUGCUCUGUGGACUCGGUGCCGCGGCGUCCUCGCCAGACUCUUUUUCCCAGCUUGCGGCUCCUCUGAACCCAAGGCUUCACCUGUACAAUGAUGAGCAGAUUCUAACUUGGGAGCCGCCACCUUCCAGCAAUGACCCGAGACCAGUGGUCUACCAGGUGGAAUAUAGCUUCGUCGAUGGCUCUUGGCAUAGGUUGCUGAAGCCGAACUGUACGGACAUCACAGAGACAAAAUGUGACUUAACAGGAGGCGGCCGCUUGAAGCUUUUCCCACACCCAUUCACAGUCUUCCUGCGGGUGCGAGCCAAGCGAGGGAACCUCACUUCCGAGUGGGUGGGGCUGGAGCCAUUUCAACACUAUGAAAACGUUACUGUUGGACCUCCGAAAAACAUCUCGGUGACCCCAGGAAAAGGUUCCCUCGUCAUACACUUCUCCCCUCCCUUUGAUGUGUUCCACGGGGCAACUUUUCAGUAUCUUGUCCACUACUGGGAAAAGUCGGGAACCCAACAGGAACAGGUUGAAGGCCCUUUCAAGAGCAGCUCCAUCGUGCUGGGCAAUCUGAAGCCAUACAGAGUAUAUUGUUUACAAACUGAGGCACAACUGAUUUUGAAAAACAAAAGAAUCCGACCACACGGGCUCUUGAGCAAUGUAUCCUGUCACGAAACAACAGCAGAUGCCUCCGCCAGGCUGCAGCAAGUCAUCCUGAUUCCGUUGGGCAUCUUCGCAUUGCUGCUCGGGCUGACGGGAGCCUGCUUCAUCCUGUUCAUCAAAUACCAAAGCCGGGUGAAGUACUGGUUUCAGGCUCCGCCAAACAUCCCGGAACAAAUCGAAGAGUAUCUAAAGGACCCAGACCAAUUCAUCUUGGAGGUCUUGGACAAGGACGGUUCACCGAAGGAGGACUCCUGGGACUCCGUGUCAAUUAUUUCUUCUCCAGAAAAGGAGCGAGAUGAUGUGCUCCAAACACCGUGAACCAGGCCAGGGUCUCUGCUUGCCCAGGAGGGCAGCGAUCAGUGCACCCGAGAGAGAUCCCCAGGGCCCCAGGGCCCCAGGGCCGGGGAAGAUGGUGUAGUGUUUGUUCUUUAUGAGUUUUCUGGAUGCUACAAGUAUUUAAAAGGAUUCCACACAAAGAUAUCUCAGAAACAAAACAAAAACAAGCCAAGCGUUUCUCUUAAACACUACAAAAGACAACUGCUCGUUACUGGCAACGUGGCGGCAAUCCUGUGGUGCUUUCUCCAGUGUUAGCUGCCCCCACUGUCAGAAGACUGGGUCCUUGCCUUCACUCUGGAAAAUGAGUUGUCCCAGCCAUCCCUGCCUGUCACAAAGAGGGGACCUUAGUGUCCCCUUCAUGUCCAGUGUGAUGGCUUAAAUGUGACACCCCUGGGCUCGGUGCUUGCCUAGCAUGUACACGACCCACCCACCCCAGCACCUCACGCACAGAGAGGUGAUUAAUCUUGUAAAUAAUGUCCUGAUAAUUUAAGUCUUUUUUUUUAAUCUAGAAAUAAAAGAUUGUAUGUUAAACUUUUUUUUUAAAAGUCUAUCUGCCGGUUGGUGGUGGUGCACACCUUUACUCCUGGGACUUGGGAGGCAGAGGCAGGAGGAUCUCUGUGAGUUCGAAGCCAGCCUGGUCUAGAGUCCUGGUCUAGGACAGCCAAGGCUACACAGAGAAACCCUGUCUGGUAAACACAAAAACAAAACAGGAAAAAGAAGUGCACGUGUUUCUUCUUUUCUCGUCCCUUACCACGUCGCCUUCUUUGCCUGUUUUCCAUAAAGUAUUGACUUGUGAAAAGUCUUAGCCAGGCAUGGUGACACAUGCCUUUAUCUCAGCACUUGAAAGCAGAGGCCAGUAGAUUUCUGUGAGUUUGAGGCCAGCCUGGUCUACACAGUGAGUUCCAGGACAGCCAGGGCUAUGUAGAAAGAUCCUGGCUCUCUAAAUAAAUAAUAAAUAAAUAUCAAACUUAAAAAUA
Mus caroli (Ryukyu mouse) is the source of this 2097-nucleotide messenger RNA. It is a transcript of the gene Ifngr2, whose product is annotated as interferon gamma receptor 2. NCBI's taxonomy places the organism in Eukaryota, Metazoa, Chordata, Mammalia, Rodentia, Muridae. Gene Ontology annotation, molecular function: protein binding; cytokine receptor activity. Gene Ontology annotation, cellular component: plasma membrane. Gene Ontology annotation, biological process: cytokine-mediated signaling pathway. The record is from RefSeq and is a predicted model, not a curated record.